CCCCGUCCCCCCACCCUAAUCCCAAACCCAAUCCCUCUCCUCUCUCCACUCUCGCUACACCGAAGAGGAGAAAAUCAACAUGACAGUCGAAGUAGCAAACGGCGUCGCAGAGAAAAUCAACAUGACAGCCGCCAGCAAGAAAUCCCGCGAGAGCGAGCGUCGCCGGAGGCGGCGGAAGCAGAAGAAAAACAAGAAAGCCUCUGAAUCCACUGCCGGUGACGACAGCGAUACCGCCGCGGAGAAUGGUAACGGCGUCGAUGAUAGUGCCAAGGAAAACUCCGAUCCUCAAAAGGAUUUGGAGCCAGUUGACGUAGAGUAUGUCCCAGAAAAGGCAGAUUUUUAUGGUGACGUUGAUGAGGAAUUCAGAAAAGUCUUUGAGAAAUUCUGUUUUAAGGAAACUGCUGGUUCUGAGGAUAAUGAUAAAAAAGAUGAGACUGCCCCUGAUGCAGCCUUAAAGAAGAAUGUAAACUCGGAUUCAGAUGAGGAAGAACAGGAUGCCACGCAGAAGGAGAAAAGCAUUUCUAAUAAAAAGAAAAAGCUUCAGCGUCGGAUGAAGAUUGCUGACCUGAAACAGAUCUGCUCAAGGCCUGAUGUAGUUGAGGUAUGGGAUGCUACUGCAGGGGACCCUAAGCUGCUUGUAUUUCUGAAAUCAUAUCGAAAUACUGUUCCAGUGCCGAGGCAUUGGUCUCAGAAGAGGAAAUUUUUGCAGGGGAAGCGUGGUAUUGAGAAACAGCCUUUUCAACUUCCUGAUUUCAUUGCUGCUACAGGGAUUGAGAAAAUUAGACAAGCUUACAUUGAAAAGGAGGACAGUAAGAAGCUUAAACAGAAGCAACGUGAGAGGAUGCAGCCAAAAAUGGGAAAAAUGGAUAUUGAUUAUCAGGUUCUCCAUGAUGCCUUUUUCAAAUACCAAACAAAACCAAAGCUGACAGCACAUGGUGAUAUGUAUCAUGAGGGAAAGGAGUUUGAGGUAAAGCUAAGGGAGAUGAAACCUGGAAUGCUAUCACAGGAAUUAAAAGAUGCCCUUGGGAUGCCAGAAGGCACUCCUCCUCCUUGGCUUAUAAAUAUGCAGAGAUAUGGCCCUCCACCUUCUUAUCCCCAAUUAAAAAUUCCAGGGCUGAAUGCUCCUAUUCCACCUGGAGCUAGUUUUGGCUAUCAUCCUGGUGGUUGGGGCAAACCACCCGUUGACGAAAAUGGGCGCCCUUUGUAUGGAGAUGUUUUUGGCGAAUACCAACAAGAACAGCCCAACUAUGAG
Ilex paraguariensis (yerba mate) is the source of this 1252-nucleotide messenger RNA. NCBI's taxonomy places the organism in Eukaryota, Viridiplantae, Streptophyta, Magnoliopsida, Aquifoliales, Aquifoliaceae. The record is from the annotation of a GenBank genome assembly.